AAGCCGCCGGGGUCCGGUCACAGCGCUGGACCGCUCCUUGUACAGCCGCGGCUAGAAGCGAUGUCCCUCGGUGCCCGCCGGCUAGCUGACUCGCUCCGCUGCCCCACCUCGCUGGAUGUCCGUCCCAGAAGACGAGGACUCGCUCACGCAGCGAUGGCCUCGGGCCAGCAAGUUCCUGCUGUCAGGCUGCGCGGCCACCGUGGCCGAGCUAGCAACCUUUCCCCUCGAUCUCACAAAAACUCGACUCCAAAUGCAAGGAGAAGCCGCUCUUGCUCGGUUGGGAGACAGUGCAAGAGAAUCUGCCCCCUAUAGGGGCAUGGUGCGCACAGCCCUAGGAAUUGUCCAGGAGGAAGGCUUUCUAAAGCUCUGGCAAGGAGUGACACCGGCCAUUUACAGACACGUAGUGUACUCUGGGGGUCGGAUGGUCACUUACGAACAUCUCCGAGAGGUUGUCUUUGGCAAAAAUGAAGAUGAGCAUUAUCCCCUUUGGAAAUCAGUCAUUGGAGGGAUGAUGGCUGGCGUUAUUGGCCAAUUUUUAGCCAACCCAACUGAUCUAGUGAAGGUUCAGAUGCAAAUGGAAGGAAAAAGAAAACUUGAAGGGAAACCACUGAGAUUUCGCGGUGUGCAUCAUGCGUUUGCAAAAAUCUUAGCGGAAGGAGGAAUACGUGGACUGUGGGCCGGCUGGGUACCCAAUAUACAGAGAGCAGCGCUGGUGAACAUGGGAGAUUUAACCACUUAUGACACAGUGAAACACUACUUGGUUUUGAAUACACCACUUGAGGACAAUAUCAUGACUCAUGGUUUGUCCAGUUUAUGUUCUGGACUGGUAGCUUCUAUUUUGGGAACACCAGCUGAUGUCAUCAAAAGCCGAAUAAUGAACCAACCACGAGAUAAACAAGGAAGAGUUUUUGAAAGCAUACUGUGCUGAAAAUUCACAGAGCACUUUCUUCAGAAACUUAGGACUCUCAGGUAACAUUGAGAAUUUGGUUUGGUAUAAAAUUGUAUGCUUUCUCUGGAGAGUCAGUUGGCAUGAAUAAGCACAAGACUAGGGCUGGGGUGAGAAGGAAGAAUCAGCUGUGAGAGUUAUCUUUAAGCUCAAGUGCAGCUACCUACAUCUGUAUCUAUACCAAUGGAACCACACCUAGUAUAAGACAUUUCCUUAAACUGUUUUAUUUGAUCUGUACCUGUGCUUACAUGGAAACAACUUAACAAAGCUCUCUGGUUUCCUCUGUAGGGGGCUCUUGUACAAAUCCUCCACCGACUGCUUGGUCCAGGCUGUUCAGGGUGAAGGGUUCAUGAGUCUGUACAAAGGCUUUUUACCAUCUUGGCUGCGAAUGGUAAAGUUAGGAUUCAUUUCUUCCUUCUUCUUUUCUGUAUAAUGAAAUUAGUGUCAACCCAUAAAUAUAUUCCCUUUUCUCUUCUGGUUUGUGGCACAGCUCUGCCCCCAAAUCAAGACCUAACUUUUCUUUGUAAGUUUUUCUCAGCUUCCCUUCACCUCUCCUCAGAGUAGUAUUGCCUUCUGUGGCAGAUUAAGGUGAAAUAAAUCAUUUACAGUGGUAUCUCACUUCACAAACUCAGUUCUCCCCAUGAUUCUGGUCACAAACUGAACUGGAUGAGAAACGAAUCAAAUUUCCCCAUCAGAUCAACAUUGAACAUAACCAUUGAAUUUAACUUGAUUCUCUUCCAAUUUGGUUUGUGAUCAGAAUCACGGGAAGAAUCAAGUUCAUGAACUGAGGUACCACUGUACCUCCAUUAGUAAAUAGGGUAUGAGUAGCCAGUGGGUAGAUCUCUGGUGAUAUAAAACCUUCAGAAGUCUACAUAUCUAAAAGAUAAGUGGUUGACACAGGUGCACAGAUUCCUAGAAAAAUUUACUAUUUCAAAUGAAUUUUGUUACUUUGAUGGUAAGUUUUACCUUACCUGUUAAUACUUAUUAUCACUCCACUUUUCUUUUGGUGCCAGGGAUCGAACUUGGGUCCUUGCGCUUCCGAGGCAGGCAGCGGAACCACUGAGCUAAAUCCCGGGCCCUAUCACUCCACUUUUUAAGAAAGCAUUUUAUCAUUCUUAUGUGCUUUAGAUGUUAUCUUUUACUAUUGUGAACUAAGAUGCAGAAUUAGAUGUACUUAAGUAAUAUAGCAAAUAUAAUAAAGGUAAGAUAGUCAUACCUUUUGUAAGAAAAUAUUUGAAAGAAUAGAUGAGUUAUGGCUUAGAAAUUCAAACAAUCGAAAACUAAUGUGAUAUUAUAAUAAUAUGUGGUAUUUUAUAUAUAUAUAUUGAAUAGAGCACUUCCUCCGUGUGAGGACUUUGCCGGGGAUAAGAGGCUGUAAGUGGUGCGUGUUAUGAGAAGAGGGCUAGGUGCUGUCCAUGCUGUCUACACUGGGUGAUUAAGGAGCCCUGCCCGGAGUGACCCGAACUGCGAUUUGAAGGAAGCGUAAGACUCAGCCAGGUCAGAGGGACACAGAGAACUUGAGAAAGACAUGAGCUGCAGGAUACCCAGCGGGCCAGGGCACCCAGGCUGCAGGAGAGCAGCAGGGGAAAGGGGCAGCUAGAGAGGGGCAGAGGCUGGAAGGAGGGAGCCUGGGGGCUAUAGCCAUGGGUGUGGCCAGAGGAAUCUGCAUUCUCAGAAAGAUUUCUUGGACUUCCCUGGGUUUGGAAAAGCCUAGGGACAGUGAUAAAUGAAAGAUAAAUUGGGAACAGAAGAAAAUGGUUGGAAAGGGAUUUAGGGAGGAGAUGUGAUUGAGGACAAGGGCAUAGAUGGACAGGAUAAGGAAAUGUCAGGCCCUGAGUAGUUUGCCCAAAUGAGGGUCUUUGGCAGGGAAGAAGGUUUGUAGUUUAGCUGCAGGGCAUUUGGAUACCCACAGGAUGUCCAGAUCCUGGGCGACCAGCUUAACUAAUAUACAGGUCUAGGUCAUAGUGGGGAAAUAGGGAUGGAGAUUCAGAUUUGACACUGCCCACAGACAGUGGUCAUUGAAGCUUUAAGAAGAAGCGACCCCUGAGGUUGGAUAGGUGUUUAUUAACACAAAAACAAGUAGCCAGAUCAGCGGGUUCAUGUGGCAGAGUUGGGAACUGACUUCAGGUCUGCCUAGCUUCAACCCUUCCCUUUGUGCUGCAGUAGGAGAUGCUGAGAUGCUCAAGAUCUGCAGCUGGCUUACAGAAAUCCUGAACAAAGAGCAGAGGUGCAGUGAGGAGGGGUGUUACCAAAGAAAGGCCAGUGACGGGCCCAAGUCACCAGGGCCACAGCCUUUCGGUGUACCACAGUGGCGACUUGGUGACUCAGAGCUCAGAACCCUGGCUCAUAAGCUUCUCCAAGUACAUGGGCCUUGAAAAUGUGGAUUCGCCAGCUGAAUUCAUGGAAACCAAUGGCUAGGCCAGAACCUCCUGCCUGCUCACACUGCACACAUGGCCACGUGCUGGUGACCCUGGGACAGCACCCUCUGUCCCAGAGUCAAGCGAUAUUAGGCUGUGUGCCAACACCAAGUUGCCACAGAGAAAGCUUAUUUGUAAACAUACAUAUAAGAAUAUCAGCCCAAGAGAGCUCUUAUGGGCCCAGCUCCACAAGAACAAGCAUGGGAAAGGACUUUGCUCUUUCCCAGCAGUUAGAGCAAAAGCCAGACCAGAGGAAGCAACCUGGGUUCCGCUGCACUUGCAUCACAGGUAGCGUCUGAGCUGUACCAGGGAAGAAACCACUGAAUAAAUGCGGUGCACACCCCCACUGCCAUGAGGGGCUAGUAGACCCCAGUCAUUGCCUACCCACAUUCUUCAGCCACAUGAUCCCCCCUCAACCGUAACAGAACCCAUCCAGACUCCCUCACCAUCCCUACUACCAGAGAUAGCCAGACCUUUGCUGCUCAGCUGCUGCUGAGGGCUUAUUUCUCUGCUCCUGUGGCUUUGUUGCUACAGUGUUGCCAUUGGCCAAAGAACUCUGAGUACCACAGCAAUUAGGGGUGAUUGCAUCUGACUACAGUGAUGUUGGCUCACUUCAUUUUUAUUUUCAUAAAAAUAUAGUAUCUUCACAACUUUAUAUUCCUUAGUUUACAUAUGUCUGACAAAGAUAUGUUCUUCUAAAUAUGCUAUUUCAUAAAUUCUCAGCUUAUCAGCAUAACAUAAAAUGCUCAUAACAUUUUGCAUUACAAACUCUCUACCCAAAUAUAUUCUACACUCUAAUUGCUUCAGCUUAUUUCUCAAGCAGGAUGCAGUUUUUCUCCAUUACAUGUUGAUCAGACAUUAAAUCCAAUUAGAUCCCUUUCUUCAUUCUGAUGUUUACCCCUUAGCAUUUAUAUCUUCUUCCAACCCAUGUUCUUUUAUAAUUCUAGAGAUAGCUGUGACUUUGUUCAACUCAAAGUCAAGCCUUGAAGAUGUGAGACACCAGGUGUUGGUGUAAUGAUCUAACUGUCAUUAGAGAUGUGUGAUGUGUCAGGUGGUCACACUGCAUGUAGAAGAGCCAUGGGGAGGAGCUUAGAAGUCAGGUGUUCCGAGUCCUACCUCUUUAAGCAGGAUGGUCCAGUGCAAACCACUCUGGGAUGGAGAACAGGAACCACUGGUUCAGCUCUAUCCCAUGUCAGCAGAUAUUUGACAGCUAAGCCUCAGUGCCCAUCUGUAAAGUAGGGCUAUUCUUACUUUUCCUUUCUUUUGUAGACUGUCCUUUAGAGAAAUCCAUGAUAAAUGAGACAUUAAGACACUUUUUAAAUUAUAAAGUACAAAGGUAAAAGAAAAAAUAUUUGUUUUGGGCUUCAGUGGAUUCAAAAUGACUUUGUCACUCAAUGAUAUAAAUGCAUAUAUGUAGAUGAUUGAUCAUUGCUUUGAAAUAUGCACUAACUUCUUUGGUUAAUCUUUCAGACCCCUUGGUCAUUGGUGUUCUGGCUUACUUAUGAAAAAAUCAGAGAGCUGAGUGGAGUCAGUCCAUUUUAAGCCCUUACAGACACAGUGCUCAGUAUUAUUGAAUGUGGGCAUCUGCAACACACACCCCCUAUUAUUUCUACCUCUUUAGGAAGACACUACUCCACUGAGACUAUGAUUUAUAGGGGGCAACACUUUUUUUUCCUCUGGAAACCCAAGUUCUCUUUGACUCUUUUUGUCUAAAAGUGAUCUGGUCCGAUCUCACAAGGCCACCCAGUGAGACCCAGCACAGUAUUUGUAAAGAAGAAGGGAACCCUGGCCACUUUCACCUUGACGAGGCGGCCUGGCCUCUGACACCGCUGUGUACGAAGAGCCUUCAGGGAGGAAGAGGAGGCAGUGGGUGCCUGCCUCUCAGAUCUGAGCAGACAUCGGGAUUGUGGAGGAAUAGCUAUCUGUCUAUAUGGAUAUAUACCAGUGCUUCAGAAAUACACCCAGCCUGCUAUGCCAGUAUCUAUAGUUGAAGUUCGAAAACUCACUCUUCUGUUGUUAAAGUGUACGUGUACGUGGUGUAAGCUAAAGGGAGGCAAAUGAGAGUUCAUGAAUAAACAUUUUGAGUUUCCCUAGUGUUGAAGAAAGUCAAUGUGCCUUUUCCUUUUGACCAGGAUGAAUGAAGUCAAGUUGAGAUGAUGUUUGCAUUUCAAGGACAGACAAGUUUGCUGUUCUUGCCGCCUUUAGUGUUGUAUUAAUUGGUCCACACGCUUGCUAACAGUAACUCCCUGACAGCCACAGACUCGGGGGCCUUGGCGGAAGUUUCCCUUACAACUUGGAUUUGAUACCAGCUCGAAGGAUUCCUGAUCCAUAAGAAUUGCAGCUCAUGUGAUCAAAGCUCAGCUGCACGGUUCCUCUUACAAAGGACCUUUCCUUGCCAUCAGCCUUCCAGUGGUAUUUUAAAACAAGAAGGAAGCCAGCUAGCUCUGUGGGUCCUUUCUCAAUUUCAGUCUGAUAAAGCAUGUUGCCUAAAAUGUGAUAAACAGUCUGGUACACAGUCACAUCUCCAACCUUCAAAUUAAAUCCCUUUUCUUAUUUUAGAAAGGUAAGAGAUUCUUCCAGAUUCUCUUGCUCCCCCCAACCUUAACAGUGGGCAUCCUGGAUGGAUGGCAUCAGGUAUGGGUAGAGCCUGAAACUGUUGAAACAGGAAAACUCAGAAGAGCAGGCCCAAGAAAGACGGUGGUGAUAACAAAAUAGAAUUCACAGUGGACAGGGUUGAUGCUGGACAGAAGGUAUCCACAAGUGCUCUGUGACAGCACCAAUGUAUAAUCACUGCCAUUUUCCAAGGGGGAGUAUACUUUAAUAUGUAUUCUAAUGUGCUAUGCUAAUAUUCAGUAGCUUAUCGUUUUUCUAGUUGCAGAAUGUGGAGUUUAAUCUGUUCAAGGCUUUGAAUUGUCUACUUUCCCAUUGUGUUUGUCAAUCUGUAACUAAACUGUCAAAUAUAUUUAAUAUGUAUAUUGUGUGCUUAAAUUCCCAAGUGUUCUGCAUUGAACUGCCUUGUCCCCAAAAGCACUUUGCUUUUUUUAUGUUUUGUAAUUUUUAAAAUUAUGUAAAAACUCAAUCAAAAUAAUUACAUGCAAACUGAACUGUGAAAAACUGAUUUAGCUCUUUUCUUUGGGGUAGGGGGUUGUGGGAUUGAAACAUUGCUUAAAUACUGACACUGUUUCUUGGUAUCUGAAUCAAUGUGAGUAACUGAGAUUUUUACCCUAAAUAAAUGAUUCCCUGAGAACAUU
Molecule: messenger RNA, 6614 nt
Organism: Heterocephalus glaber (naked mole-rat)
Lineage: Eukaryota; Metazoa; Chordata; Mammalia; Rodentia; Bathyergidae
Source: RefSeq, a predicted model, not a curated record